GCGCGGUCGGUUCCGGGCGGGUGGGAACGCGCGAGCUAGCGAGCGAGAGGCAGCCGCGCCCGCCGCCGCCCCUGCUCUGUAUGCCGCUCUCUCCCGGCGCGGCCGCCGCCGAUCACAGCAGCAGGAGCCGCCGCCGCCGCGGUUGAUGUGUUUGGGCCGGGGCUGAGGAGGCCGCCAAGAUGCCGCAGUCCAAGUCCCGGAAGAUCGCGAUCCUGGGCUACCGGUCUGUGGGGAAAUCCUCAUUGACGAUUCAAUUUGUUGAAGGCCAAUUUGUGGACUCCUACGAUCCAACCAUAGAAAACACUUUUACAAAGUUGAUCACAGUAAAUGGACAAGAAUAUCAUCUUCAACUUGUAGACACAGCCGGGCAAGAUGAAUAUUCUAUCUUUCCUCAGACAUACUCCAUAGAUAUUAAUGGCUAUAUUCUUGUGUAUUCUGUUACAUCAAUCAAAAGUUUUGAAGUGAUUAAAGUUAUCCAUGGCAAAUUGUUAGAUAUGGUGGGGAAAGUACAAAUAUCUAUUAUGUUGGUUGGGAAUAAGAAAGACCUGCAUAUGGAAAGGGUGAUCAGUUAUGAAGAAGGGAAAGCUUUGGCAGAAUCUUGGAAUGCAGAUUUUUUGGAAUCUUCUGCUAAAGAAAAUCAGACUGCUGUUGAUGUUUUUCGAAGGAUAAUUUUGGAGGCAGAAAAAAUGGACGGGGCAGCUUCACAAGGCAAGUCUUCAUGCUUGGUGAUGUGAUUCUGCUGCAAAGCCUGAGGACACUGGGAAUAUAUUCUACCUGAAGAAGCAAACUGCCCGUUCUCCUUGAAGAUAAACUAUGCUUCUUUUUUCUUCUGUUAACCUGAAAGAUAUCAUUUGGGUCAGAGCUCCCCUCCCU
Molecule: messenger RNA, 873 nt
Organism: Gorilla gorilla gorilla (western lowland gorilla)
Lineage: Eukaryota; Metazoa; Chordata; Mammalia; Primates; Hominidae
Product: GTP-binding protein Rheb-like
Exons: 1
Coding region: 180-734 (184 amino acids)
Biological process (GO): signal transduction
Cellular component (GO): membrane
Molecular function (GO): GTPase activity; GTP binding
Source: RefSeq, a predicted model, not a curated record